Phytophthora nicotianae INRA-310 is the source of this 1014-nucleotide messenger RNA. RefSeq lists its product as hypothetical. The transcript has a single exon. The record is from RefSeq and is a predicted model, not a curated record. Lineage: Eukaryota; Oomycota; Peronosporomycetes; Peronosporales; Peronosporaceae. The coding region runs from base 1 to 1014 and encodes 337 amino acids.
AUGCGACUUUAUCUAAAGCUGAUUGUAUUCGUCCUCCUCGUUAGUGGCACCACACUGGUCGAAGCAGCACAGAGCAAGCGACACACCGUGGGCAGUACGAGAUCGCUGCGAGUCGCCAAGUCCACCGACAAUGAAGAACGAGGUAUCCAAGAUCUAACAAAGGCACUCAAAACGACAUUUUGGCUCGAGACCGGGAAGAGUGACGACUACGUCAGGAACGUGUUGGGGCUGAAAAAUCUUUCAGGGGAUAAGCUCAAGACUGCCCCCAACUACGUCUACUAUGAGCAUUUCUUGCACGCUCUUGAAGGGCGUAAACUGCAGUCCUGGUUGGCCAAAGGAAAAACCACGAAGAGCGUAUGGGCAGAAUACAAGUUGGACGAUAUUCCUGCAGCUCAACUCAAAGACAAUGACGGCUUCAAGACGUACCUGCGUUAUGCAAUAAUGGAGGAUAACCAUUUCUACAAGCAAAAAAUCAUGGAACAGCCCGUAAAGGUCGACUACUCCGGCACUCCAGAGGAGUUGAGUGCAAAAGUGGACAUGUGGUUCACACUGAAUCGGCCGACCUGGUACGUCAAGAAGAUGCUGAACCUGGACCGCCGAUCCAUAAAUACCUCCCUAAAAAGUCCGAACUACCUGCACUACGAAAGGUUUGAGAUGAAAACUUGGAUGGCGAAAAAAUAUUCAACGAAUGCUUUCUGGAAGGACCACAAGCUGAAUACCGUUCCUGUUAAGCAACUGGAGAGUAAACGCAUCUACAGGAAGUUUGUGCGCUAUGCUACGAUGGUUGAUGACGAAUCUUUCCAGCUAUACAAAAGCGGCCAACAGUUCGAGAAACUCAAGGCUGGCGAAUCCGAGGCGGAGAUUAAAACAAAAGUGGCGAUUUGGGCCUCGAAGGAUAGACCUUUCAAGUACGUCCAGGACAUGCUGGGGAUCAAUGGAGCCAGAGACACGCUUAAUGCAAACUACAAGUACUUCGAGGAUUUUGUGAAGCGGACGAACAUACUGAAAGAAUAA